Molecule: messenger RNA, 549 nt
Organism: Opisthorchis viverrini
Lineage: Eukaryota; Metazoa; Platyhelminthes; Trematoda; Opisthorchiida; Opisthorchiidae
Exons: 3
Cellular component (GO): membrane
Molecular function (GO): G protein-coupled receptor activity
Source: RefSeq, a predicted model, not a curated record
CUGGGUUCUGCCAUUCAUGUCAUUUCAGAGGAAGAAAGUUUACGUGCAAUCGAAGUGGCUAGAGCCGAAUGUCUAAGAAAUCGAUCACUUGAUGAGCAAGCAAUGAGGGGAAAUCAAGAUUUCUGUCUUGCCGAAUUCGCUUCAGCAGUCUGCUGGCCAAGCACACCUGGCAAUCACACUGUGACAAUGCCUUGCCCGCAUUAUGUGCCAGGCGUUCGCAAACACGGGCAAGUUUCGCGACGUUGCUUUUGGAGCUCCAGUGUUGAUGAUGCGACUAACGGUAGUGUCGGUCAUUGGCGAUUUAGUGAUGUUGAGUUUCGGGAUUGUUUGGCGGUGGUUGAAUCAAGCUCAGUCUAUCGCGGACCGGCACAUCGCAUUGUCAACGUCCGCAAACCAAACAACGGCGAGCGGAAUGAUGGCUCAGCAGCGUGGGUUGCGGUCGUUCCUUCCGACGACGGUCUCGUGAUUCUCAUUGGACUUGCAAUCACACGGAACUCAUGGGAAAACAAGUCGAGGCAAGUUCACCAAGCAGGGCAUGAACGCGCAUGA